Molecule: messenger RNA, 1650 nt
Organism: Theileria parva strain Muguga
Lineage: Eukaryota; Apicomplexa; Aconoidasida; Piroplasmida; Theileriidae
Exons: 3
Coding region: 1-1212 (403 amino acids)
Source: RefSeq, a predicted model, not a curated record
AUGAGUGUAAUUAUUAAGGAAUUAAUAAAAAUGAUAAGUAAUAACGGGAGUUCGAAUGGGGAAAUGUGUAAGGUCAUUACAGACGUUCUAAUAUACAUUCACAAUACAAUAGGCGAUAAAAAUAUAAUAACAAACACCUUAAUUAAUGAACUAAAUGGGGAUAUCAAGAAUCUUAAUCAUUUGUUAAUAUUACUUCAAAAUAUUAACAAAAAGAACAAAACCAACGUCAUUGUUGAAAGAAUUUAUAUUUUGGUUUUAAAUAACCAAACCUUGUUAGAAAACCUAAACAACGUUAAGUUAAUCAUUUUCUUCAUUUUACUAACCUUCAACCAUCUGUACAACGGUGAUGAAGGUGUAAAUAAUUCGUUGAUACAAAAGUUAGUUAAUUACAAUGUAAAUGAUCGUGAGUUCUACAAAAACGAUGAAAAUUUCCACAAAUUCAUCAACUUCGUCCUGAAUCUAAACGACAUACCCUUAAUCAAUGUCGUUAUCACCAUAGAAAUUCUUUAUAUAAAUGAGGAUUUAAAGAAUUACAUAAAAAUUGGUGACAAAUUUUUAGAAAACUUGAACUACCUGAGCAACGACGUAGUAUUAUACCUCCUCUUGUAUAACAUAAGUCCAAAUCAUCACUUGAUGAUCGAUAAUGUUAAUCGAAUGUUACAACAUGAUUUGACCAAAAACCAACUAAUUUUACUAUAUAGGUUCAUGAAUUUUAUUAUAAACAAUGAUCUGAAAGUACUGAAUGAAACUUUUAUAACAAAUAUCAACAUGUUGCUACAAAAAAUUACGGAUGUGAAGCUACUUAACCUGAUAUUACUCUACACAAUAAAAUUUAAAAUUGACAUAAUCGACCCAAGUAUACUAAAAUGUGUAAGUGGGAAUAAUAUAACAGUGAUAUCUCUGAUAUUAUUGAGGAAGUAUGAAUUUGAAGAUGACUAUUUUCUGGAAGUAAUUAAUGACUUAAUGAGGAAUGAUACCUUUGACGUAGUCAACUGGUCCAUUUUACUCCUACUUUUGAUAAAUAACAGCUAUUACAUCAACACUGUUAUGUUUAACAUAUUUUUGCAGCAUUCCAUUAGCAAUGAGAGUUUGAAAGGUGAUAAAAGAUUUAACACAUUUUUAUCAUAUUUGAUAGAUAUUAAAAGAUGGCCUUUGGAAUCUGUUAAGGACUACGUAUUUGAGAAUGUUUUAGUGCCUAAUCUACUAAAUUAACGUGUAAACUGAUUUUAAAAAUUAUUCAUUGUUAAAUAUUAAUUUUAAAUGGUUGAGGAGGUGUUCAUUCCUCUUGAGUUGAGAUUUAUACAACUUGUUUACAUCUUCAGCCAUUAAGUUACUGCCAACUUCAGGACUUUUAGAGUUAUAUAGUAUAUUCUGUAUGUAGUUUUCAAUAGUGCCUCCUUCAUUACUUACUGAACUUUCUGGUCCCUUAUCAGAUUGUGGAUUUUCCUUUGCAGAGGAGCUAACAGGAUUCGAUUUGUCCUUGGGAUUCAAAGUGGCAGUAGUGUUGUUAUAGGACUUUGAGAGGUUGGUUCGAUCCUGAGCCAAUAAGCUUAGUGUUGGGGGUAUUCGUAUUAUUGAAGGACCACUGAUACAGAUUAGUUACGUUGUUGUUGGCAGAGUUUAACGAUUUAUUGUGAUUUACGUUGACGA